Molecule: messenger RNA, 1613 nt
Organism: Odobenus rosmarus divergens (Pacific walrus)
Lineage: Eukaryota; Metazoa; Chordata; Mammalia; Carnivora; Odobenidae
Gene: TRIM65
Product: tripartite motif containing 65
Exons: 6
Coding region: 1-1566 (521 amino acids)
Biological process (GO): positive regulation of autophagy
Molecular function (GO): zinc ion binding; protein binding
Source: RefSeq, a predicted model, not a curated record
AUGGCCACGCCACCGCUGGAGGACGAGCUGACCUGCUCCAUUUGCCUGGGGCUUUACCUGGAGCCGGUGACGCUGCUCUGCGGCCACAACUUCUGCGGGGCCUGCAUCCGGGACUGGGGGGACCGCUACGACAAGGCGUGCCCCGAGUGCCGGAAGCCCUUCCCCGACGGCGCCGAGCUGCGCCGCAACGUGGCGCUCAGCGCAGUGCUCAAGGCGAUGCGCGCCGGGCCCGCCCCGGCCCCCGGCCCCGACCCUGCCCGGGCCUCUGGCUCCGCCCCGGGCGCGCGCUGCCCCCGGCAUGGGCGGCCACUCGACCUCUUCUGUCGCACCGAGGGUCGCUGCAUAUGCAGCGCGUGCACCGUGAACGAGUGUCGCCUCCACGAGCGGGCGCUGCUGGACGCCGAGCGUCGGGAGCGCGAGGCCCAGCUGAGAGCCAUGCUGGAGGUCAGCCAGCAGCAGGCGACCCAGGCCGAGAGGCAGCUGAAGGAACUGCAGCGGCAAAGAAGCCAGAUCCAGAGCUCGGCCUGCAGCCUGGCCUCCGUGAUCUCUAGCAAGUUCAGCUGCCUGCUGCAGGCCCUAGAGAUGCGACAGGCCUUGGCAUUGAGGGACAUCAAGGUGGCGGAGACUCAGGCGCUAGCACAAGCCCGGGAUGGAGAAGAGCGACUACAGGGCCACCUGGAGGCCCUGGCUAGUUAUGACCGCGGGGUCCGGGACCUCCUGGAGCAGCUGGAUGACCGGGCCUUCCUCCAGGAAUCACAGCUCCUGGUCCCCCCGGGGCCUCUUGGGCCUCUGACUUCUCCGCAGUGGGACGAAGAUCAGCAGCUGGCCGGCCUGAAGGAGUCACUGAGCCAGCUGUGUGGCCUCCUCCUGGAUGAGGGGGGCCACCCCAGGGCACCAGCUGAGGCUGCUGAUUUGGGCCCCGUAGGGGCCCCAGGCCCCCUGGCACCGGUCCCGAGUCCAGUUUGUCCACUGAGGAGGAAACUCUGGCAGAAUUAUCGCAAUCUGACCUUCGAUCCGGACAGCGCCAAUCGCCACCUCUACCUGUCUCGGCAGGACCAGCAGGUAAAGCACCGUCACAAGCCCCGGGACCUCGCCGGGCCAAGCAGCUUCGAGCUCUGGCAGGUGCGGUGUGCCCAGAGCUUCCAGAACGGACGACACUACUGGGAGGUGCACGCAUCUAACCACUCGGUGACCCUGGGCGUCGCCUACCCGGACCUGACGCGGCACAGGCAGGGGCCCCACACAGACAACAUCGGUCGUGGGCCAAGCUCCUGGGGGCUCUGUGUUCAGGAGGACAGGGCUCAGGCUUGGCACAAUGGGGAGGCCCAGCUCCUCCCAGGGGUGUCAGGGCAGCUCCUGGGCAUGGACUUGGACCUGGCCUCUGGCUGCCUCACCUUCUACAGCCUGGAGCCCAAGGCCCAGCCCCUGCAUACCUUCCAUGCCAUCUUCACCCGGCCCCUCUACCCUGUCUUCUGGCUCCUGGAGGGUAGGACCCUGACCCUGUGCCAUCGGCCUGAGGCCAAGCUCCCUCCGGAGCCCCAGGAAGAGGCCUCAGAGCCCAGCUGAGGAGGGCACAGGAUGGAGCUCUAGGCCAGGAACAGCUGCCACCAUGC